Molecule: messenger RNA, 3392 nt
Organism: Artibeus jamaicensis (Jamaican fruit-eating bat)
Lineage: Eukaryota; Metazoa; Chordata; Mammalia; Chiroptera; Phyllostomidae
Gene: CREB1
Product: cAMP responsive element binding protein 1
Exons: 8
Coding region: 1-1026 (341 amino acids)
Biological process (GO): regulation of transcription by RNA polymerase II
Cellular component (GO): ATF4-CREB1 transcription factor complex; nucleus
Molecular function (GO): cAMP response element binding; protein binding; DNA-binding transcription factor activity, RNA polymerase II-specific
Source: RefSeq, a predicted model, not a curated record
AUGACCAUGGAAUCUGGAGCAGAGAACCAGCAGAGUGGAGAUGCAGCUGUAACAGAAGCUGAAAACCAGCAAAUGACAGUUCAAGCCCAGCCACAGAUUGCCACAUUAGCCCAGGUAUCUAUGCCAGCAGCUCAUGCAACAUCAUCUGCUCCCACCGUAACAUUAGUACAGCUGCCCAAUGGGCAGACAGUUCAAGUCCAUGGAGUUAUUCAGGCGGCCCAGCCAUCAGUUAUUCAGUCUCCACAAGUCCAGACAGUUCAGUCUUCCUGUAAGGACUUAAAAAGACUUUUCUCCGGAACUCAGAUUUCAACUAUUGCAGAAAGUGAAGACUCACAGGAGUCAGUGGAUAGUGUAACUGAUUCCCAAAAACGAAGAGAAAUUCUUUCAAGGAGGCCUUCCUACAGGAAAAUUUUGAAUGACUUAUCUUCUGAUGCACCAGGAGUGCCAAGGAUUGAAGAAGAGAAGUCUGAAGAGGAGACUUCAGCGCCUGCCAUCACCACUGUAACGGUGCCAACUCCAAUUUACCAAACGAGCAGCGGACAGUACAUUGCCAUUACCCAGGGAGGAGCAAUACAGCUGGCUAACAAUGGUACCGAUGGGGUACAGGGCCUGCAAACAUUAACUAUGACCAAUGCAGCUGCCACUCAGCCGGGUACUACCAUUCUGCAGUAUGCACAGACCACUGAUGGACAGCAGAUCUUAGUGCCCAGCAACCAAGUCGUUGUUCAAGCUGCCUCUGGAGAUGUACAAACAUACCAGAUCCGCACGGCACCCACAAGCACCAUUGCCCCUGGCGUGGUUAUGGCGUCCUCCCCAGCGCUUCCCACGCAGCCUGCUGAAGAAGCCGCGCGGAAGAGAGAGGUGCGCCUCAUGAAGAAUAGGGAAGCAGCACGAGAGUGUCGCAGAAAGAAGAAAGAAUAUGUGAAAUGUUUAGAAAACAGAGUGGCAGUACUUGAAAACCAAAACAAGACACUGAUUGAGGAGCUAAAAGCACUUAAGGACCUUUACUGCCACAAAUCAGAUUAGUUUGGGAUUUAAAUUUCACCUGUACGGUGGAAAAAGAACUGACUUGGCCACAACCAGAGAGACAAAAUAAACAUUUUAUUUUCUAAACAUGUCUUUUUUUCUAUGCGCAAAACUGCCUGAAAGCAACUACAGAAUUUCAUUCAUUUGUGCUUUUGCAUUAAACUGUGAAUGUUCCAACACCUGCCUCCACUUCUCCCCUCAAGAAGUUUUCAGCGCCAGGAAUCAUGAAGAGACUUUUCUGCAUUUCAUCCCCCACCCUCCUCAAGAAGUAAUAAUUGGUUUAUUUGUAAAAUGGGGGAAAUGAGGAAAGAAAAUCUUUUAGAAAAUAUUCCAAGGUUAGUGCUGACUGCAUUGAUUGCCUUAGGGACAGAAUUAGUCCAGCCUCUUGAGCUGGAGUGAUGGGCUACAUGCAUAAAGUAAGGUGCAAUGAAGAAGUGUGGUUGCCAAAUUGACAUGUUGUUGUGUUGUCAUUGUGGAUUAUGUAAAAUCAUUAAAAGACUUUCCCCCCUAAAAAGGAUUUUAGUAUGGUGUUGAAGAAAUUAAGAAUGAAUUUGGAGUGCUUUUUAUGUAUAUUCUCUUCAGUACUGAAAACUUGUUCUUGAUUCUUAAAAACAUUCUGUAUUAACUACAGUUCUUCCAUAGGGCAGUUGUUGCUUCUUAAUUCAGUUCUGUAUGUGUUCAAUAUUUUUGAAUACAUUAAAAGAAGUAACCAACUGAACAAAAAAAGCAUGGUAUUUUAAUUUUAAGUUAAAAUUAAGUAAAUACAACAAGUACAAAGCUUGUUUCAGUUAGUAUUAAAUUCUUAGUAAAAAGAUGCUCUUUACUCAAACCAGCCCUCUGAGUUAUAUGACAAGGUUUUUAAAUAAAUGUUUUUGUCAUCGCCUUCAAAAAUAUUUAUAUUGUCAAUCAUUUACUUAAAAAAUUUUCUAAUUAAAUGGUUCCCAUUUGCACUUACAUUAUACCACCAACAGGAAAGCCUUCAAGAUGUUAAGUAAAGCAAAGUGAUGUAUUUGUCUAUAAAAUGUUAUGUUGUAGAAAAGUACUUAUUUUAAAUUUUUUUCAUAUUAACACACUUUUAACAGUAUCUCUAGUGACUUUUUUAAUGGAGAAGUUGUAAGGUAUAGCUCUAAAAAGUACACUAUCACAUGUGGUGAGGAAAGUCAGUUUCUUCAGACAUAUGUGAAUGAAUGACUGCUGUAACUACAACAUCGAAUAUCAUUCUUGGAAAGCAUUGUUGUUUUCUUCUGAAAAGGAUAAUUGUGCUUUAGACUUCCAAUAUGCUAUAUAGUCUUUGUCAUUCUAUAAAGGGGAUACAUUUUUAACUCCUAAUUAUAACAGUCUGUGUUUGUAUGUAUCAUACAUUGUUUUCAUUACUACUUUUUAUUAUUAAUUAAUCAUUUUAUUCACUAAGCCUGAUAAAUCUAAAAGUAAUCCUUUAAAAGAAAAAUAAGACUAAAAAAGACUAAAGUGGACUUUAAAAAUUAGAGAUCGACAUGUUAGAUAUAAUUUUUCACUUGAGAAGAUUAUUUCUUUGUAAAAGUCUAGAAAAUUAAUGUUUUAUAUUUAGUCAUGGUUAUUUUUUAAAGUUGUUAAUGUGUUAAAAUAUGCAGGUGGAUGUUAAUUAUUGGGUCCAGUUUGAAAAGAUUUUAAAUUAAUAUUUGUAAAUGGUAUAUUUUUGUUUGUAACAAACCAUUGUCUUUUUUCAAGGAUGAACAGUCUAUGAAAGAGCGUCAUUCUAAGAGUUGAGUGGUGUAGUAUAUUUGGACAAUACGUCAGGUUCUCAAGAAGGCUUUCAAACGACUGUAGCGUUUGAUGUUUAUCCUGCUGAGCUAACGGGGAAAGUUAUAGCAUGAAAGUUAUUUGUAUAGUAGCACACUUACGUCAUUUUCCAAAACUGGUUUAACAGAAACCAAGCAAAAUUACAAAUCUAUUCACCAACUAGAAUCCUUUCAUAAUGAGUCGAAAUGUCAAAGUGAACAUUUUGAAUGUCAUAAGGCUUUGUAAAUGAAAAUUGCCUAGUAUUUAGCAAGUUGUAAACUAAAGUUAAACGUUUUUUCAAAAGUUGGGGCUUUCUGUCUCAUCAGAAAGUCGGUGGUCCUCUUAGUCCCUGAUACAUCAAGGCGCAACCACCUCCAUAUUAGUUGGUUGAGUUUGUAAGUUACAAAGAUGGAGUCCUUCCUACCUUGGGGAUGAUUGCACUGGUUUGGUCAGUUACUUGAUGGUGAAGUAAGAAAUGUAUUCUGUUGAUAAAUCUGUUUGAGACCCUUGGAGAGACUUGAAGAUUUCAGUUUAUACAGAUAGAAAUUAAGCAUCUUUUGUGCAGACUUUUUUUUUUUAAACAAGCAUUGGGGGAAAGGUGUUUGUUU